UUCCACCUGUUCUUUUCCCCUCCAAGUCUUUAAGUCUCCUCUCACUCUCUAUGGUCAUUUAAGGUGUUUAAACCCCCAACCAUGACUUCUCAACUCGAGAUAUUCGUCAGAGCGCUCUCUCGCCUUCUGGGCUGGAUCUACACGCUUUGCUGGUCCGCGUCAUUCUAUCCCCAACCGCUCAACAACUUCCGACGACGUUCAACCACGGGUCUAGCCAUAGACUUCCCUACGAUCAAUGUUCUAGGUUUCGUCUGCUAUACGAUCUAUACUUCUGCCUUCCUUUGGUCUCCGGUAAUUCGUGAACAAUAUGCCGCCCGCCAUCCUCUCGCACAAGACGCUACGGUGCGCUUUAAUGACUUCGCUUUUGCCAUUCAUGCUGUCGUUCUCAGCGUCAUCUAUUACUCCCAGUUCUGGCCCUUUAUCUGGGGCUUUAAGGUCUCUCGGUACCAACGGGUUAGCAAACCAGUCGCUGGUCUUUUUUGGGGUUCUAUCGUUGGCGUGGGCGCCGUUGUGGUGAUCGUUCUUGCCAAGAGUCCCAAUGGGGGACUCGAUCCUUUCUCGUGGGCAUGGAUCGAUGUUAUCUACGCCCUCUCCUAUGUGAAACUAAUCAUCACCAUCGUGAAAUACGUACCUCAGGCGUGGGUGAACUAUAAGCGCAAGUCCACCUAUGGCUGGAGUAUUGAAGGGAUUCUCUUCGACUUCUCUGGCGGUAUUCUGUCUCUUGCGCAAUUGAUAAUGGACUCGAGUUUCCAAGGUGACUGGAGCGGCAUCACCGGAAACCCCGCCAAGUUCCUUUUAUCUAACGUGACCAUUUUCUUUGACGUCAUUUUCAUCGUGCAGCACUACAUCCUUUACAAGAAUGUAGUGGACGAUAAGGAUAAAGGACAGGGUGCAAACGAUAGAACGCCGCUUUUGUCGCAAGCCAACGAUCUGCCGUGAGCAGCUGGUGUCUGCGUAUUGGAUACGCAAGUCGGAUACAUCGCGAUUUGCUUUUUU
This is a messenger RNA of Aspergillus japonicus CBS 114.51, 996 nucleotides long. Its product is annotated as putative L-cystine transporter. Gene Ontology annotation, cellular component: vacuolar membrane; fungal-type vacuole. The record is from RefSeq and is a predicted model, not a curated record. Lineage: Eukaryota; Fungi; Ascomycota; Eurotiomycetes; Eurotiales; Aspergillaceae. Gene Ontology annotation, biological process: L-cystine transport. The coding region runs from base 82 to 939 and encodes 285 amino acids. Gene Ontology annotation, molecular function: L-cystine transmembrane transporter activity. The transcript is spliced from 4 exons.